AUGUCCGUCUUACGUCCUUCAUACGUCCGUCUUACGUCCUUCAUACGUCCGUCUUACGUCCGUCUUACGUCCGUCUUACGUCCUUCAUACGUCCGUCUUACGUCCGUCAUACGUCCUUCAUACGUCCGUCAUACGUCCUUCAUACGUCCGACUUACGUCCUUCAUACGUCCGUCAUACGUCCGUCAUACGUCCGUCUUACGUCCGUCUUACGUCCGUCUUACGUCCUUCAUACGUCCGUCUUACGUCCGUCAUAUGUCCUUCAUACGUCCGUCAUACGUCCUUCAUACGUCCGACUUACGUCCUUCAUACGUCCGUCAUACGUCCGUCAUACGUCCGUCUUACGUCCUUCAUACGUCCGUCUUACGUCCGUCAUACGUCCGUCUUACGUCCGUCAUACGUCCGUCUUACGUCCUUCAUACGUCCGUCUUACGUUCGUCAUACGUCCGUCAUACGUCCGUCAAACGUCCGUCUUACGUCCGUCAUACGUCCGUCUUACGUCCGUCAUAGGUCCGUCUUACGUCCGUCAUACGUCCGUCUUACGUCCGUCUUACGUCCGUCAUACGUCCGUCAUACGUCCGUCUUACGUCCGUCAUAGGUCCGUCAUAGGUCCGUCUUACGUCCGUCCGUCUUACAUCCGUCAUACGUCCGUCUUGCCUCCGUCUUACGUCCGUCUUACGUCCGUCAUACGUCCGUCAUACGUCCGUCAUAGGUCCGUCAUGCGGUCUUACAUCUGUCAUACGUCCGUCAUAGGUCCGUCUUACGUCCGUCAUACGUCCGUCAUACGUCCGUCAUACGUCCGUCAUAGGUCCGUCAUAGGUCCGUCUUACGUCCGUCAUACGUCCGUCUUGCGUCCGUCAUACGUCCGUCAUAGGUCCGUCUUACGUCCAUCUUACGUCCGUCAUACGUCCGUCAUACGUCCGUCUUACGUCCGUCAUAGGUCCGUCAUAGGUCCGUCAUACGUCCGUCUUACGUCCGUCAUACGUCCGUCUUACGUCCGUCAUAGGUCCGUCAUAGGUCCGUCUUACGUCCGUCUUACGUCCGUCAUACGUCCGUCAUACGUCCGUCAUAGGUCCGUCUUACGUCCGUCAUACGUCCGUCAUACGUCCGUCAUGCGUCCGUCUUGCGUCCGUCAUAGGUCCGUCUUACGUCCGUUAUACGUCCGUCAUACGUCCGUCUUGCGUCCGUCAUACGUCCGUCUUGCGUCCGUCAUACGUCCGUCUUGCGUCCGUCAUACGUCCGUCAUAGGUCCGUCUUACGUCCGUCUUACGUCCGUUAUACGUCCGUCAUACGUCCGUCUUGCGUCCGUCAUACGUCCGUCUUACGUCCGUCAUACGUCCGUCUUACGUCCGUCAUACGUCCGUCAUAGGUCCGUCAUACGUCCGUCUUACAUCUGUCAUACGUCCGUCAUAGAGCAGACAGAGCGGGGGGAGAAGGGCCCAGAGACCAGCACGAGCAGAAAAGUGGACCGUGAACCAGCUCCUGAACUCACCCCAGUCCCACUCAGAUACAAGGACUCGUUCUGA
Knipowitschia caucasica is the source of this 1524-nucleotide messenger RNA. Lineage: Eukaryota; Metazoa; Chordata; Actinopteri; Gobiiformes; Gobiidae. The record is from the annotation of a GenBank genome assembly.